UGCAUCUCAGUUCAUGUCGGCCAGGCCGGCGCCCAGAUGGGCAAUGCAUGCUGGGAGCUGUACUGUCUGGAGCAUGGCAUCCAGCCAGACGGCCAGAUGCCCAGCGACAAAACCACUGGAGGAGGAGACGACUCCUUCAACACCUUCUUCAGCGAGACGGGAGCGGGUAAACAUGUGCCACGCGCCAUCUUUGUGGACCUGGAACCCACCGUGAUUGAUGAGGUGAGGACGGGUACCUAUCGCCAGCUCUUCCACCCUGAACAGCUGAUCACUGGCAAGGAGGACGCUGCCAACAACUACGCCCGCGGGCACUACACCAUCGGCAAAGAGAUCAUCGACUCUGUGCUCGACCGCAUCCGCAAACUGGCUGACCAGUGCACAGGCCUCCAAGGCUUCCUGGUCUUCCACAGCUUCGGUGGAGGCACCGGCUCUGGUUUCACCUCACUGCUGAUGGAGCGCCUCUCAGUAGACUACGGCAAGAAGUCCAAGCUGGAGUUUGCCAUCUACCCCGCACCCCAAGUGUCCACCGCAGUGGUGGAGCCCUACAACUCCAUCCUGACCACCCACACCACCCUGGAGCACUCCGACUGUGCCUUCAUGGUGGACAAUGAAGCCAUUUAUGACAUCUGCCGCAAGAAUCUUGACAUCGAGCGCCCAACCUACACCAACCUCAACCGACUCAUUGGUCAAAUAGUCUCCUCCAUCACCGCGUCCCUGAGGUUUGACGGAGCCCUGAACGUGGAUCUGACGGAGUUCCAGACCAACUUGGUGCCCUACCCACGUAUCCACUUCCCCCUGGCCACCUACGCUCCAGUCAUCUCUGCUGAGAAGGCCUACCAUGAGCAGCUGUCCGUGUCUGACAUCACAAAUGCUUGCUUUGAACCCGCCAAUCAGAUGGUGAAGUGUGACCCUCGUCAUGGUAAAUACAUGGCCUGCUGCCUGCUCUACAGAGGCGACGUGGUACCCAAAGACGUCAACUCUGCAAUUGCUGCCAUCAAGACCAAACGCACCAUCCAGUUUGUGGACUGGUGCCCCACUGGCUUCAAGGUGGGCAUCAACUACCAGCCUCCAACCGUGGUGCCCGGUGGAGACCUGGCCAAGGUGCAGAGGGCCGUGUGCAUGCUGAGCAACACCACCGCCAUCGCCGAGGCCUGGGCCCGCCUGGACCACAAGUUCGACCUGAUGUACGCCAAGAGGGCCUUCGUACACUGGUACGUGGGAGAGGGCAUGGAGGAGGGCGAGUUCUCCGAGGCCAGAGAAGACAUGGCCGCCCUGGAGAAGGACUACGAGGAGGUGGGCACAGACAGUGUGGGGGACGAAGACGAGGAUGGGGAUGAGUACUGA
Engraulis encrasicolus (European anchovy) is the source of this 1344-nucleotide messenger RNA. Its product is annotated as tubulin alpha chain-like. The coding region runs from base 37 to 1344 and encodes 435 amino acids. The transcript has 3 exons. Gene Ontology annotation, cellular component: cytoplasm; microtubule. Lineage: Eukaryota; Metazoa; Chordata; Actinopteri; Clupeiformes; Engraulidae. The record is from RefSeq and is a predicted model, not a curated record. Gene Ontology annotation, biological process: mitotic cell cycle; microtubule cytoskeleton organization. Gene Ontology annotation, molecular function: structural constituent of cytoskeleton; GTP binding.